Molecule: messenger RNA, 1407 nt
Organism: Neltuma alba
Lineage: Eukaryota; Viridiplantae; Streptophyta; Magnoliopsida; Fabales; Fabaceae
Product: basic leucine zipper 43-like
Exons: 1
Coding region: 433-1119 (228 amino acids)
Biological process (GO): positive regulation of DNA-templated transcription
Cellular component (GO): nucleus
Molecular function (GO): DNA-binding transcription factor activity; transcription cis-regulatory region binding
Source: RefSeq, a predicted model, not a curated record
UUUCUUUUUCUCCUUUUAAGCCAGUAAUCUUGAAUUCAUAAUAUGUGGAGCUAUUCUCAUUUAUUUCUCUCAAAUUUGGUGUGUUGUUUUGGUCCCCCUCUUUAUUUAAAAACAAACUUUGGUGCGGGCAUGCCUGGGCAGUGAGGGCGCUCCACGUCGCAAGCUCACCAAUCAUUGGUGCUGGCAGGCCCACCCAAUCACACAGGUGACACGUGUACAGUGCGAAUGCGAACUGGUCAUUUUACUUCACGAGUAAGCAUACAGAUGCAGUCUCUUUCAGGGGCCCACGCACUCUUGACCCUCUCCUCGAAAAUAAAGUGAAGACCUAGUCCCACCAUUAGUGCUCCCUGACUCAAAAGUGAUCCCAUGUACUGAUGUACAUAUACGGUCCGGCUCCAACUAUACGCUCUGGGACUAAAAUACCCCUACCGGAUGCCCCUAAUUUCCGAGGGGGGGUUCCCUCCCACGUCCAUAAAUACCGCACACCCCCUCAGCCUUUUCUCCCUUUCUCCCUCCUUCCUUCCACCCACCCUCUAUAAGCAGAAACUCUGUCCUGCUGCCAUGCUGUCCACUCUCUCACCUUCCCACCCUUUCCUCGGGAACCCCUUCUCCUCCUUUGACGGCGGCCCAGCGCCGUGGGAGUUCCCGGACCUUAUCUCUGUCUUCGAUCCCAUCGACCCCGUCACUAAUUCAAGUUCCGGCUCAGACGAACCGGACCAAACCCAUGCCAAGAGAAAAUCCCCCUCCUCUGAUGAUCAACAGGACCCUCCAGAUUCCGUCACGGAGGACCGAAAGCGGAGACGGAUGAUAUCGAACCGGGAGUCGGCAAGACGUUCGCGCAUGCGUAAACAGAGGCAUCUAGAGAACUUACGGAACCAGCUGAACCGGUUUAGGGUGGAAAACCGGGACCUGAACAACCGGAUGCAGUUCUUGCUUCACCUCACGAACCGCGUACGAACCGAAAACGAAUGGCUCCGGUCCGAGCGAAUCAUGCUCCGGCAAAAACUGUCGACCCUAACUCAGUACUUGAUGUUCCAACGACUGCAACCCGUCUCAUCAUCUGCAUGGCCAUGCAAUACCAGCGUCACGGACAGAAUAAACUUUGACCGUAUAUUAUGAGUAACCAAGUAAAUAAAGCCAUAAUUAAUCGGCCUCGAUUAAUUGCACGCCAGCAACUGAAUUGCUCCUGGUGAAACCAAAAUUGCUAAAGAAUUAGAUGGUGUGGGUCUUUUAAUUUUCCCCUUGGGAAAAGAGUUGUGGUUUUGGAAAAUAUUGGGUGUUUUCAAAACCCGUUAUAAAUAUAUAUAUUAUUAUUAUUUUGUAAAGUAGUAGUACUGUAGAGCUAGCCUCCAGCGGGUGCUUUAAUUAUUCAAGUAUAUAUAUAACUUCGUUACUGUUAUUGUUCUC